Messenger RNA from Parnassius apollo (apollo), 3924 nucleotides. The record is from the annotation of a GenBank genome assembly. NCBI's taxonomy places the organism in Eukaryota, Metazoa, Arthropoda, Insecta, Lepidoptera, Papilionidae.
AUGCCGAGCUCGAACGACUACGACGUGAGGCCAUUCCCUCAUCGAAUGAAUUGGCUACGGCUGGGGAUGAGAGCUCCUCAGGCGACAGACCAGCUGCCACGAGUAGAAGCCGCCAUGGAUCUUCCAGUUGUGGGUGAUUCAGACGAUGAUGAAAUGGUCUCCCACGAACUAGAGCAAAUGAGGAGUAUAUUGGAAGAGGCGAUUUUAGAAACGCGCAGCAUGCCUCUCGAAAAUCGACCGCGACUUCCCCGCAUACCCCUAAGCAAGCGAAAUCGGGCUGUCGUGAGGGCUCUUAACCCAAUGCUGGUAACCUAUUUGGAAGCCAGCCGGGACCUUUGCGAGACGGACUCAGUUCUUUUUGGCGCCGCAGUGGCAGCUUGCCGUAUUAUUGGCGCCAAACUUCCCAUGGCUGGACGCGCUACUAAACAAAGUAGCGCCAUCCCAGCCUGGAGAAAAAGAAUUGAGGACCGUAUCGCAAAGGCAAGAGCCCUUAUCGGCAGACUGAUAAGCUUCAGGUCGGGUAAUAAUAGACCGAGGGUUGUGCGCACCGUUAGAAUGGCGUUUGCUGGGACAAAUAUCAGUUUGUCCCAGCCGGAUAUCACGCAGAAACUAACGGAGCGCAUAGACGACCUGAAGCAAAAGAUUGCCGCUUGGGGGAAGCGGAUUCGCCGAUUUACCGAGAGGUCAAGGCGGUUCAACCAGAAUCGUCUCUUCCAGAGUGAUCAGAAGAGGCUCUACAAAUCAUUGGAGCGACCAGAGGUAUGUGGAGCGGGCCCAGGACCGGAUCAGGCUAACACUGUCGCAUUUUGGCGUGGCCUGUGGUCAGAGCCCGUAAACCACAGCGAGGGCCCUUGGACGGAAGUUGUGGCGAGUCAGUGUGCGAGUAUUACGCCUAUGGACCCCAUCACCAUAACGCCGGAAGACGUGGCUGAGGCGGUCCGUAGGGCCCCGAACUGGAAAAGUCCGGGACUCGACGGGCUGUAUCACUACUGGCUGAAGGGGUUCAUGGUGUGUCACGCUGUGCUCGCCCGUCAGUUUCAAGAGGCUCUCGACCAGAAAUCGCUCCCUAGCCUCUUCACUUCUGGGAUCACUCAUUUGGUUCCUAAAGACCAGAUGAUGGAAUUAAAUAGAACGCGCAAAGGGCCGCUGCCUGGAGGUCGCCAGGGCGCGUCUGGAGCUGGCGCUGGACGCAGCAGCGUGCGAACCGCCAGCCGAGCGCGAGGUGCUGCACGACCACCCAGCAGCCCCUCGCAUCCAUCAUCCCCACCAGCUGGCUUGGUGUCGGCAGGGUCUUCGCGGGCCCAGCAAUUGGCACCCGCCUCUGGUGGAGUACGCCGCAUGCGUUGGACAACCCAGAUGAACAGCAACGCAUUGCGGGCGUAUUUUAGGGCGAAAGGGGGAGAAACUGGAUGUUGGGCGUAUCGGGCUAGGAUGCAUCGUCUUUUUGCUGAGCUGGAGCCAUCUUUAACCGUCACAGAGCAAAACCUGUCAGACCGAGUUCGGUAUAUCUUGCGCUCAAAUAUAUUUGAUGUCGCCGAACUCGAACGGCUACGACGUGAGGCUGUUCCCUCGUCGGAUGAGAAUGCUACGGCUGAGGAUGCGGCGCAACAAAUGGUAAAGCAACCGGCAAACGUGGAUGCCGCCGUGAAUACCCCAGUUUUGGUUGAUUCAAGCGAUGAUGGAACAGUCACCCAGGAACUGGAAUUAGAGCAUAUGAGGAGUACAUUGGAAGAGGCGAUUGUGGAAACGCGCAGUAGGCCUCUCGAAAAUCGACCGCGACUUCCCCGCAUAGCCCUAAGCAAGCGGAAUCGGGCUGUCGUGAGGGCUCUGAACCCAAUGCUGGUGACCUAUUUGGAAGCCAGCCGGGACCUUUGCGAGACGGACUCAAUUCUUUUUGGCGCCGAGCUGGCAGUCUGCCGUAUCAUAGGCGCCAAAGUUUCCACGGCUGGACGCGCUACUGGCCAUAGUAGCGCUAUCCCAGCAUGGAGAAGAAGAAUUGAGGAACGUAUCGCAAAGGCUAGAGCUCUCAUCGGCAGACUGAUAUGCUUCAGAUCAGGCAACAACAGGCCAAGAAUUGUUCGCACCGUCAGGAUGGCGUUUGCUGGGACAAAUGUCAGUUUGUCCCAGCCGGAUAUAACGCAAAAACUGACGGAGCGCAUAGAUGAUCUGAAGCAGAGAAUCGCUGCUUGGGGAAAGAGGAUUCGGCGAUAUACCGACAGGUCGACACGGUUCAACCAGAAUCGUCUCUUCCAGAGUGAUCAGAAGAGGCUCUAUGAAUCAUUGGAGCGACCAAUGGUAAGUGGAACGGGUCCAGCACCGAAUCAGGCCGACACUGUAGCAUUCUGGCGCGGCCUGUGGUCAGAGCCCGUAAACCACAGCGAGGGCCCUUGGGCGGAAGUUGUGGCGAGUCAGUGUGCGGGUAUUACGCCCAUGGACCCCGUCAUCAUAACGCCGGAUGACGUAGCUGAGGCGGUCCGUAGGGCCCCGAACUGGAAAAGUCCGGGGCUUGACGGGCUGCAUCACUACUGGCUGAAGGGGUUCAUGGUGUGUCACUCUGUGCUCGCCCGACAGUUUCAAGAGGCUCUCAACCAGAAGUCGCUCCCAAGCCUCUUCACUACUGGGAUCACUCAUUUGGUUCCUAAAGACCAGGGUACCACAGACCCGAGCAAAUACCGCCCCAUCACGGCGAAAGGGGAAGAAACUGUGGGAAUAGCGUAUAGGGCUCGGAUGCAUUGCUUUUUUGCUGAGCUGGAGCCUUCUAUCCCCGUCACGGAACAAAACCUGGCAGACCGAGUUCGGUACAUCAUGCGCUCGAAAAUAUUUGAUGAUGCCGAACUCGAACGACUACGACGUGAGGCUAUUCCAUCGUCGAAUGAAUCGGCUAUGGCUGGAGAAGCAGCACCACAUUCGACAGACCAGCAUCCACACGUGGAAGCCGCCAUGGAACUUCCAGUUGUGGUUGAUUCGAACGACGAUGAAAUAGUCUCCCACGAACUAGAGCAAAUGAGGAGUAUAUUGGUAGAGGCGAUUUUGGAAACGCGCAGCACCCCACUCGAAAAUCAAGCAAGCAAGCGAAAUCGGGCUGUUGUGAAGGCUCUUAACCCAAUGCUGGUGACCUAUUUGGAAGCCAGCCGGGACCUUUGCGAGACGGACUCAAUUCUCUUUGGCGCCGCAGUGGCAGUUUGCCGUAUUAUUGGCGCCAAACUUCCCAUGGCUGGACGCGCUACUACACAAAGUAGCGCCAUCCCACCCUGGAGAAAAAGAAUCGAGGACCUAAUCGCAAAGGCAAGGGCCCUUAUCGGCAGACUAACAAGCUUCAGGUUGGGUAAUAAUAGACCGAGGAUUGUGCGCACCGUUAGGGUGGCGUUUGCUGGGACAAAUAUCAGUUUGUCCCAGCCGGAUAUCACGCAGAAACUAACGGAGCGCAUAGACGACCUGAAGCAGAGAAUCGCUGCUUGGGGAAAGCGAAUUCGGCGAUAUACCGAGAGGUCGACACGGUUCAACCAGAAUCUUCUCUUCCAGAGUGAUCAAAAGAGGCUUUAUAAAUCAUUGGAGCGACCAAAGGUAUGUGGAGCGGGCCAAGGACCGGAUCAGGCUGACAUUAUCGCAUUCUGGCGUGGCCUGUGGUCAGAGCCCGUAAACCACAGCGAGGGCCCUUGGAUGGAUGUUGUGGCGUGCCAGGGUGCGAGUGUUAUGCCUAUGGACCCCAUCAACAUAACGCCGGAAGACGUGGCUGAGGCGGUCCGUAGGGCCCCGAACUGGAAAAGUCCAGGACUCGACGGGCUGCAUCACUACUGGCUGAAGGGGUUCGUGGUGUGUCACACUGUGCUCGCCCGUCAGUUUCAAGAGGCUCUCGACCAGAAGUCACUCCCUAGCCUCUUCACUUCUGGGAUCACUCAUUUGGUUCCUAAAGACCAGUCUUGA